AUGCAAACCACCACCACCUUCUUCCACCAUUAUUGCCAAAACCACCACCAUCCACCAUCAUUUUUGUUCCUUUCAUGGAGGAGAGGGGGGCCUCCCUCCACUUCCCAUGUCUCCGGUGACCACCUCCCUAAUUCCACCCACAAAUACCACAGCAUUCCCGCCACCAACAACUUCCAAGACGCUCCUCCGGGGACUUACGUUGUCCAAGUCCCUAAAGAUCGAAUUUACAGAACCCCACCACCAGAAAACGCUUUGAUCGUGGAACGUUAUCGUAACUCUCCUGCUAAGAAACAAUCUAACUGUGUUAAAUAUCUGUUGAUUUCCAUCGCUAUCAUAGUGCUCCUUCUAGGAUUCAUAGGUGGGAUUAUGUUAGUGGUGAUCAAGGAAAGAUGA
Messenger RNA from Lactuca saligna, 393 nucleotides. NCBI's taxonomy places the organism in Eukaryota, Viridiplantae, Streptophyta, Magnoliopsida, Asterales, Asteraceae. The record is from the annotation of a GenBank genome assembly.